Molecule: messenger RNA, 3073 nt
Organism: Trichosurus vulpecula (common brushtail)
Lineage: Eukaryota; Metazoa; Chordata; Mammalia; Diprotodontia; Phalangeridae
Gene: POFUT2
Product: protein O-fucosyltransferase 2
Exons: 9
Coding region: 1-1398 (465 amino acids)
Biological process (GO): protein O-linked glycosylation via fucose
Molecular function (GO): peptide-O-fucosyltransferase activity
Source: RefSeq, a predicted model, not a curated record
AUGUGCGCCGGAAGUACGUGUGCGUGUGCCGGAAGUGCGUGUACGCGGGGCGCCCCUGCAGACAUGGCGGCGGAGGCGCCUCGGACCCGGUCUGCCCCCGGGCCCCAGAGGCGGCUGCUGCUGCUGCUGUUCCUAGCGGCCGCCGCCAUGCCGCUGGCCAGGGCCCAGGGAGACGAGUUCCGGCCCGGCCAGUGGGGGGCGGCGGCGGAGGGCGCGGCGGCUGCGGCGCGGGGGCGCAGGUACCUUUUGUACGACGUGAAUCCCCCCGAAGGGUUCAACCUCCGCAGGGACGUGUACAUCCGCCUGGCGUCCCUCCUGAAGACCUUGCUCCAGACGGAGGAGUGGGUGCUGGUCCUGCCGCCCUGGGGCCGCCUCUAUCACUGGCAGAGCCCCGACAUCCACCAGGUCCGGAUCCCGUGGGCCGAGUUCUUUGAUCUGCCGAGUCUCAAUAAAAACAUACCUGUCAUUGAGUACGACCAGUUCAUUGCAGAGUCAGGUGGCCCCUUUAUUGACCAGGUGUACGUCCUGCAGAGUUAUGCAGAAGGCUGGAAAGAGGGGACCUGGGAGGAGAAGAUUGAUGAGCGGCCGUGCAUUGAUCAGCUCUUGUACUCCCGGGACAAACACGACUAUUAUCGAGGAUGGUUCUGGGGCUAUGAAGAAACAAGAGGGUUGAGUGUUUCUUGUCUGUCAGUCCAAGGCUCCGCUUCCAUCAUCGCCCCUGUGCUUUUGAAGAACACGUCGGCCCGAUCAGUGAUGUUAGACCGAGCAGAAAAUCUCCUUCAUGACCACUAUGGAGGGAAAGAAUAUUGGGAUACCCGUCGGAGUAUGGUGUUUGCCAAACACCUUCGUGUGGUGGGAGAUGAUUUCAGAAGCAAGUACUUGAACUCCACCAAUGACGCGGACAAGAUAGCUUACAAUGAAGACUGGACAAAGAUGAAGGUAAAGCUGGGCACUGCCCUGGGUGGUCCUUACCUUGGAGUACAUCUCAGGAGGAAGGACUUUAUCUGGGGUCACAGAGAAGAUGUGCCCAGUCUGCAAGGAGCAGUGAAGACCAUCCGGAGCCUUAUGGAGACCCACAAGCUGGACAGAGUGUUUGUAGCAACGGAUGCAGUUAGAAAGGAAUGUGAAGAGCUCAAGAGGCUGCUUCCUGAAAUGGUGAGGUUUGAGCCCACCUGGGAGGAGCUGGAGCUCUACAAAGAUGGCGGCAUAGCCAUCAUCGACCAGUGGAUCUGUAGCCAUGCCCGAUUCUUCAUUGGCACUUCUGUGUCCACAUUCUCCUUUCGGAUUCAUGAAGAGAGAGAGAUUCUGGGCCUGGACCCCAAAACGACUUACAACCGAUUUUGUGGGGACCAAGAACAGCAGUGUGAGCAGCCCACCCACUGGAGAAUCGCCUACUGAGGGAGCGCCGCCGCCGCUGCGCUGGUGCACCUGCACCCAAGCCCGGGGCAGCUUUUCUCCAUCACACCGCCCUUUGCUGUGCCCCAGACACUUGUUAGGCCAGCUGAUGGGAUGGAAUAACUCAGCAGGCUGUGUGGUCAGCUAAGUGGCUAGCCCCAGGGAGGGCAGACCCAGCUGUUACUUCUCAGAGAGUAGCCGCAGGCUUGGAUAUAAAUGGAAUCGCUACUGGAGACCCAGCCUUGUCCUCCUGUGCUCAGCUGGUCGUCAGCCGUGGGCUCCACUCCCUUGGACUCUGUUUACAAGAAAGGCUUUGUCUGGAGGAGUUGAUUUUUGGAUCUCCAUUUAAGGCCUGGUCAGCACAUUUCAGUGAUGAAAGUCCUGAUGUCCACUUAAAGGGGGCAAUGCUGAAUGAGGGGAGCCUGAAAGCCCAGAUUCCUGCCCCUCUCUAAAAGGCCUGGCCCUGAGGCCAGGACAGGGGCCACCUGUGGGUACCACAUAACUGACCAAAGAGCUGUUUAUUCUCCCCUUUUAGGCUGUAGUAAAGAACACAAAAGUCAAGUUGGGUAGGCCCCAGAACAGCUCUCUUGGAUUUUAUGAGGGUGGGUGAAGGCUCCCCCUGAUGCUUCCCUGAACCAUGUGGAUGUGGGGCCUCCCCCUGAGCAGCCACCCCGAGGGCAGAUUCUGAGCCUCAGUGCUUCUGAUCAGGUGAGAGGUCUCUGGGGCCAUGUGGUCCAUGGUGGGUUCUCAAAGUUUGAUUUGUCCUGUCCAGUGAGAAGAGAAUUCCUUGUCUGAACUCCAUUUUCUUUGUGAGGAGCCAGUAUUGGUCCCUCACACCCCAAACGCAGCCUCCAAGGGGCUUGUUCUCCGCUGUCAGGUCCCACUUGACUUUUCUGUCACCCUCCCCAGAUGCGGCAGGGAAGAUGCAAGGGGACGGAGCCAAGGCCAGGGAUGGGACUGUUGUUUUCCAAAUUCUUUUUAGCUGAACUUUUUCCCGUCCUUGGUCCCAUUGCCUGUAAUCCUGAUAGGUCGAAUGGUCCCCAUCGACUUCAGAAGAUUUACCUUAGAAAAGAUGGUGGCAGAUUGACAGGAUCUUUUGGCUCUGCGUUUUAAAAAAAAAAAUCCUUUUUCUACGUUCUUCCAACACUGCCCCCAUUAGGAGUAGUUCUACCAAAGAAAACAUUGAGGUGUACCAUGGGCUUGAGGCAGAGAGGCAAAGGGAAGGGCUGCGGCCCGACUCUGGAGGCCUGUGGUUCAUUCCUGUCCUGUCUCUGGACAUACAGUCCUGUCUCACAAAAACCUUACCCCCACUGGACAAACACUUUAGAGAUUACCUCCUGGUCAUAUGUCAGAGAAAGCAGUGCAGCCCCGGGCUUUUGGCUCAUGGGGAUUCUCCUCUGCCCCCACCCAUUCGAUAUUAUCGAUAGCGUGUGGCUGGAGGCCCUGAGCAGGAGCGUGGGGGCUGAAGUCCAGGGGAUACCUGUGACCGAGCAGUGUCGGUCAGGCAUGAGUCAUCCCUCCUUCAGUCCGCUUUGAAAAGACCCUUCCCUUCCUGACUUCUAAUGGAAGAAAGGUGGUGCUCUCUUCUGCCCCCAGGGCCAUGUGGAGCACCCCCAGAGGAUUUCGUUUUUUCCACAUGUAAAGUCUAGUGUUAUGAAUAAAAUGAAGUUUCCAGGAA